Molecule: messenger RNA, 5034 nt
Organism: Seriola aureovittata
Lineage: Eukaryota; Metazoa; Chordata; Actinopteri; Carangiformes; Carangidae
Gene: pdgfbb
Product: platelet-derived growth factor beta polypeptide b
Exons: 8
Coding region: 1738-3327 (529 amino acids)
Biological process (GO): positive regulation of cell population proliferation; platelet-derived growth factor receptor signaling pathway; positive regulation of cell migration
Cellular component (GO): membrane
Molecular function (GO): growth factor activity; platelet-derived growth factor receptor binding
Source: RefSeq, a predicted model, not a curated record
AUGGACUAUUUUUUUUUGGGGGGUGGGGGGGGGCUGGGUCGGCUGAGUUUGCACAUGCAGAGUCACCGUGGGGGCAUUGUUCAAAAAAUGUUCCCUAAACACGAGUGACCGUCUCAAAGGUCAGGAGUCUGAGAAUAACUCCUGUGAUAUUUAGAAACACCUUUUGUUUCCUGAUAGCCUGGCGAGCUGGUGAUACUGAGGUAAUAAGAGGAGUCAGUUGGCAUGGCAACUAUCCCUGUGACCUCUGCGGGCCGAUGGCGGCUGCAUAAAGGCCCGUUAUGCAAUAGGCCGAAUUCGCUUAAAGCAUCUUUUUUCGCUUCACAUGAACGAAAAACAGUGAAAACUUUGAAACUUAUAGAACGGGACAACGUGACCUUUAUAAUUUCUGACUCUUAAUAAACGAAUCAUUUGUCUGCCAGGUGAAAACGUUAAAAUACAGGUGUGUUGUGUACACCUGACGUGUUCACAGCCUCACAGAAUGACAGUGAAUUCAACGUCUCACUCAAGUGAAAGUAUAUUAGAAGUCACGCUGCAGAAACUGGCCAACAUCUGGAUUAUUCAUCUAAUCUAAACUACUAUAUAUAAUUGUAACUGCAGCAGGUUUCCCUCUGAGUUGUGCUGAAGUUAUCUGUGAAGUGGCACAACAUGGACACAUUGGGGGUGAAGUAUGUUUUUUUUACACCUUCUGUGUGUGUUGGAACAUCUCAGACCAGAUCAUGUGGCAAAAACAAAAUUCAAAUCAUCAGGAAAAAAAAAAAGAGAAAAGAAACAGAAAAAAGCCACAGGACUUGGCCCCGUCUCAGGAAUAUCUGCAUAAAUGAUUCACGACAGAGGAAAUGUGUCUCAGAGCGGCAGCUGCGAGGCGGUUGUUUGUGGACUAAUGCACGCAGAUUAUCACCCAUUCCUCAGGCAGGGGGCGGGAGAGAGAUACUGGCGAGCAGACCAACAGCGCACUCUUGGAAAUCUGCUCUUCCCUUCCCCGCCACCAUCACCACCACCAUCAUCACCACCGCCGCUGCGUAAUCAGGCAGCUCCAGGGCUGAGGCGCACCGAGCCACACAGCGCGCUGCUUAUUGAUAAGACUCCUUGGAAGAAGAGGACCGCAAACCACCGUCCUGACCUGCGACGUUACUUCACACGCUCGGCCCGUGAGCUGGACUUUUAUUGGGACGCAUCACGGUUAAAGAGACGCUUAUUAACAGCUGGGAAAAGUCAAGUCAAGUGGAUUUUAAAAUUAAUGAUAUAUUAAAGAAACCGGGACAAACCCUUUGGAAUAAUUUAAACUUUACUUACUUUCCGAGUCUCCUGGAUAGUUUUGCCUUGUGACGUUUGAACGUUCGCUGCUUAGAAAUGUCGCAAAGUCUUUUGUUAAUUCAAUUUAUCGCUUUUAAUUUGCGCUUUUAGCCCGAAAAAACGCACACGCACGCACGCACGCACGCACGCGCGAGGUGAACUAAACAGAGAAGACUGAACAUCACGCCGAAGAAGAAGUUGGAGGUUUCUUGUUUUUACACAGUGGGUGCCGCAGACCUCUCUCCCUCUUCUUCUUCUUCUUCUUCUUCUUCUUCUUCGGAUAUCUCCGCUGGAGACCCCGCAGUGUGGACACACCGUCAACGCGCGCGCAGUUCCGCAGGGCGAGCCGCUGUCCCCCACCCGCGCGCACUGCUGAGGAGAGAGGGACUCUCGCGCUUCCAUAAAUGCCCGGUCCGUCGAAGAGGCUCGAGGCUGGGCAGCAAGAUGAGCUCGUGGGUGCAGCUGCUGCUCGUGUUGCUGGCUGCGUGUCUGCGGUUUGGCGUAGCCGAGGGGGACCCUCUGCCUGCAGCCCUGGUGGAGCUGGUUAGAAACAGCCCCAUCGCCUCCAUAGAGGACCUCCAGCUGCUGCUGCUCUCUGACUCCGUAGAUGAGGAGGACGGGACUUCUGCAGCCAAUGGAGGUCACAGACUCCCGAGGAGCCUCGAUGCCCAGCCGGCCCAGCAGGCUCUGUGUAAAGUGCGUACAGAGGUGGUUGAGAUCACCAGGGCAAUGCUGGACCGCAGCAACGCUAACUUCCUGUUAUGGCCGCCUUGUGUGGAGGUGCAGCGCUGCUCCGGCUGCUGCAACACCAAGAGCCUGCAGUGUGUCCCUGUGGUCACGCACACCAGAUACCUGCAGGUCAUGAAGAUCGAAUACGUGAAUAAAAGACCCACGUACGCCAAAGCGGUGGUGUCGGUGGUGGAUCACGUGGAGUGCCGGUGUCAGCCGGCGCCACGUCCUCCGGCGCCCAAGAGAAAGUCGUCUCGCAGACAGCACAGCCACCAGCAUCAAAACCUGACGCUGGGCCAAGAGCACGGACAGGGACAGGUCAAGAUGCACUCCAAGGACGAGCUCCAUCAGUGGGAGGAGCUGAAACAGAACCAGAGGGCCCACCUGGAGGAUCUCCUGGAGCAGCACUGGAGCCCCAGAGGAGACACCUUCACCCAGCCCGGAGAAGGCUACAGUCUGGCUGGGGAGGACGCAUCUCGGUCCGGAGAGGCCGUUCACUUCGCUCCACACUGGGCACAUAACUCCAGCGGGCUCCACGGGACCGGAGAGCAAUCUGAGAACGUGGAGAGGAAGCACGGCAGGAUCUCGGACGGCAACAAGACUGUUUCCUCAGAGGGUGAUGUUGGUGUUGAGCCAAAGAACAAGCUGGUAGAAGGUGGGAACGGGUUGCUGCUCAACGUCACUGAAGGGAAAGUGAAUGAGGGAAACGGGGGAAGGGACAAAGCUGCACAAACACGCAGUCCACUACUGCAAGAAGACAAAUCCAAAUUUACAAAGAGUCACACGAGUGGCAUCUCUCCGCCUGUUACUCAGAAUCCUCAAGCCAAAUUCAGUCCAACUGAGGAAACCAUCAGCCAGAGAGUCGGGAGCAGAGCCCGACCGACCAAAGAGCCCAACCCGGACCCCCGAGAGCAGGGGAGGCGGAGGGGGAACGAGACGCCGGAGGAAGAGAGGAUAUUACAGAUCGAGGAGGCGAAACUGGAGGAGGAGAGAAGAGAGCUUCUGCUCCUCCACAAGAGGCUGGACCAGGAGAAGGAGAUCCUGAGACAGCAGCAGGUGAAACGAGAAGAGGAGGAGAGGCAGAGAGAAAAGGAGGCGGACGGUCGACAUCACCUGCAUGGUAAACAUCAUCGUCUGCAGACAACUACACAGAAACCAGAGAGCACAACAUCUACGACUACCACGCGGCAGCCCUCAGCUCCAGCAGGCCCCAGACCUCCAGCUCGUCCAAACCAAACGAAGAGAAGGAUGAGGAAGAAUCGCAAACGGAUCAGCAAGGCAGCUAUGAGAGCGAUGCUAAUGUAGAGCUAAAGUAAAGCCAGGGACACAACGUGAACUUGGUGUAUUUUGUGGAUAAUCCAGAGGUGAAGCAGAGUGACUCCCUUCAUAUAAAUAUUUAUUCAUUCAUUCAUUCAGUAACCUGCUCAUCCUGUGAGAUCUCCUCAGUAACACUACUAAUAACUGUCUGGUGAACCUGUAAUGACACCUGGACGGAGUAAGACGAGGGUGAGAGGAAAAUGGAAUAUAAAUAAAAGGUGGACCUUGUUUUUUUUGUUUUUUGUUUUUUGUUUUUUAAGAGAACACUUCUCUACAACGACAGUUGCUGGUGUGAAGUAACAAGCGGCAUCUGAAGACUGACAAAUCGUGUGCGAGCACAGUACAUCCGGAGGACUGACACUGCAUCGCUGUAGAACUGUGGAUAAUCGUGCAAUUUCAAAACUCUUCGUGGAACCAUGUUUGAUAUCAACAGAGAGAAACUGCACUUAUAUUUUGACGAAACCGAGUCUAUACGGGGUUUAAAUGAUAAAGUUUGUUGCUGAAAGACUUGUUUUUGUGAUAACGACAGUCAGACCGGACUGUUGAAAAAUGGACGUAACUCUUCUGUGUCACGAAAGAAUCUGUUGUAUUGUAAUUGGAUAAUCUUAAGAGACAAUCAUCAAUAGACGGCAAUGACAACUAAUGCUGACUAAAACCACCAAUAUUCCCCAUGUGUGAUAAAACUCACACAUCUGGAGCUCAGCGUUGACUCUGCUGGGAAGAUGAAGCUGUGUAGAUUUACCGUACCCAGGCCUGAUAUCAUUUAUUAGCUCAUUAAAACAGUCAUGGUCUCUCUCUAACCAUAUUUAAUAUUUAACUCAUUGCAAACACUGGAUUUACACAGAUGUGAUCAGAGAACAAAAACAUGCAUUAGUUUUAAGAUCUCACCACGGGUGUGAAGAAAAAAAAAAGAGUGAGGUGCUCUCUGAAUAUGAGGUGAUGGCGUUCCACCUGUGAACCCACCGUGUGCUAUCUUUCUUAUUUAUUUAUCUCUACCAUUACUGUGGAUUAACUCUCCAUAGAAAUACUGCAUUCAGCUGCCGUGAUGACUGGGUGGUUCCAUCAGAAACACUCAACAAGUUUAGAAAAGAAAAAUAAAAGAAGAUCAAAAGCUUCUGCGACCUCCCAGUAUCACGCAGUGUUUAACUUCUGUGUCUAAAAAGUGUGUGCAUGUGUGUUUGUUUUGUAUGCCUAAGUGUGUGGUGUAGUGUGUGUAUAGCCACACCUACACCUUUGUCAUGCAUCUCAAUACAUGUAGCAGCAUAUAUCUGUUUCUCUCUGUCACUUUCUCUCUUUGAUAGAGAGACGUUUUUGUCUUUUUCCAAUCAAUACAAUCACGUUCCUUUUAAACUCUUCAGGAAACUGAACGGGUCGAAACAAGUGAAUCAACAGCUCGUCACUGAAAAGGACAGCGGGACUUUGCAAACGUAGAUAAUGUUUUUGUGUAUUUCCAUUAGAAAGAACACGUAGAAACACUCUGGUGAUGCUCUUUGGUUUUCAGUGAUCCAUAAUCAGCCAGACAUCUUAAGUUAUUGAAAAAACAUGGCUUGUAUGUCCUUUGUGUCAACUUACAACUGUUACUGAUUUUGUCUGUUUUAUUAUGAGAUAUGAUGGAAAAAAAAGGAAUGUUUGUGAUAACGUUGCCACCUAAUGCUAUUUUCAUAUGGGUAUAAGAAGCUAAUGUGCUGAAAUCUA